Messenger RNA from Etheostoma cragini (Arkansas darter), 1607 nucleotides. It is a transcript of the gene xpa, whose product is annotated as xeroderma pigmentosum, complementation group A. Lineage: Eukaryota; Metazoa; Chordata; Actinopteri; Perciformes; Percidae. Bases 115 to 942 code for a protein of 275 amino acids. Gene Ontology annotation, cellular component: nucleotide-excision repair factor 1 complex. Gene Ontology annotation, biological process: UV-damage excision repair; nucleotide-excision repair, DNA damage recognition; nucleotide-excision repair involved in interstrand cross-link repair. The record is from RefSeq and is a predicted model, not a curated record. The transcript is spliced from 5 exons. Gene Ontology annotation, molecular function: damaged DNA binding.
AGCAUUGAACUGUCAGUUUUGUAACUACCCUGUCCAUGGUAACUGUCGGAAUGGAACAAAACAAGACCGGUCUGUAGAGCCAUUUUAUACAUUGCUCUGUGGUGAGAGAGCAGCAUGGAUCCGUCUGAGGCAGAGGGAGCGGAUGCUGCCGAUCCCGCCCCAGAGCAGAGUCCCAAACCCGAGCUUUCUGCAGCGAUGCGGGCUAAAAUCGAGCGGAACCGGCAGCGCGCGUUGAUGCUCCGUCAAGCCCGACUAGCGAGUCGCCCUUUGUCCGCUGUGGAGGGCUCAACUUCGGCCAAAGUCUCCAAGACCAUCGACUCCGGUGCCGGCUUCUUUAUCGAGGAGGAGGAGGACAAAGAGGAAGAGCAGAGGACCAGGAAGGUUGUGCAUCAGCCAGCUCCAGUGAUCGAGCCAGACUACCUGCUGUGCGAUGAUUGUCAAAAACCCUUUAUGGACUCGUACCUCAGCAACAGCUUUGACCUGUCUGUUUGUGACAAGUGCAGAGACAACGAGGAAAAGCAUAAGCUCAUCUCGAGAACUGAGGCCAAGCAGAACUACCUGCUGAAGGACUGUGACCUGGACAAGAGGGAGCCUCCGCUCAGGUUUAUACUUAAGAAAAACCCUCAUAACUCAAACUGGGGAGACAUGAAGCUCUACCUCAAACUACAGGUGGAGAAGAGAUGUAUGGAGGUGUGGGGUUCAGAGGAGGCCCUGCAGGAAGCCAAAGAGACGAGGGAAGAGAACAAAGAGGUGCAGAAACAAAAACGCUUCAACAAGAAGGUCAAAGAGCUGCGCAGGGCAGUGAGGAGCAGUAUGUGGACCAAAGACACCAGCUUCCACCAGCAUCAGUACGGACCAGAGGAGGUGGUGGAUCCGGAGGAGGACCUCUACAAGAAAACCUGCACCACCUGCGGACAUGAACUCACCUACGAGAAGAUGUAGACACUCACGCACAAACAUUGACAGCUAAGUGUUCUUUCUACAAGGAUAUGAUGUUUGGUGCUUCUGUUGGGAACCAUGCCCCUCCAGCUGCGUUCCUUCUGUCUGGAUUACUAGUGCUAUUUCUUUCAGAAAACACUCCAUCCUGAACACAUACAAGGGGCCAAAAUCUCCUGUGUGUCACUUGCAGGCUGUUAUAGUAAUAGUCAGUAAUAAUUCCUAUUUUCAACACUGUUACUGACCUCAGCUUGUACUGUAUAUGUACAGCAGAUUGCCUUUUCGACUCCACUGCCUAUUGUUACACUUCCUGUUACUUUUUUAGCAUUUAAAGAUUCACUCUGGCAAAUCGGCCAAUCAAGGAAGACACAAUGUUGAAUCUUGGAAAUACCAUCUUGCUAAAAAUAAUGAAGCAGUGUGGGGCCCGCUGUAUGAAGAUUAAAACUUUGCUGGGUCCAUUUUUAGUAUUUUCUGUUUUUGCACGCAAAUCACAUGUACUGUGACGUGUUCACUGUCAUCAUGCCAAGCCUGUGUUGAACGUUACGUCUCAUCGCCUGUGUGGCCUUAUUCAAGUCAGCAGCAUCAGCUCAGACUCGUCUCUCACCAUUCACUCUAUAACAUCAGUUUCCAAAUUAUGAUCAAAGACCUUCAUCUUUCAUCUAUUCUGUGAC